Messenger RNA from Hydatigera taeniaeformis, 2460 nucleotides. The record is from the annotation of a GenBank genome assembly. Lineage: Eukaryota; Metazoa; Platyhelminthes; Cestoda; Cyclophyllidea; Taeniidae.
AACUCUCGAAAUCAACUGCGAUUCACAAGUGUUGAUGAUCUCCUGGGUUUUGUAAAAUGGUUCCAAUACUCAAGUCCACUAAAGAGACGUUAUAAGGAAUUGGAGCUUUUGCUCAAGCUUCAGAACCAUCCUAAUGUUGUUAAGUUGUUGGCGGCUGGUCCUGAUUACCAAAAUGUAAUCCACAGGAGAAGAUCAAUUGAGUAUAAUCUAGCUAAUGCCCUUUCGUGGAUGUCUCAGUUGUCAGAGGCACUGGCUUUUCUCCACGAGCGAUCUUCCAUACCGAUAAUUCAUCGCGAUGUCAAACCUGCUAACUGCCUUAUCUUCAACGAGGGCGCUCGCCUCAAGCUCUGUGACUUUGGAUCGGCCGAAUCCUCCCAGCUUCCUGAGCCUAUGAGCCCAACCCGACGAGGCACUGCUGGUUUCAUGGCGCCAGAACUUUUUGCUGUCGACUCGACUACUCAAAUUAACUACUCCGUGAAAAGUGACGUUUUUUCGGUUGCGAUGACCUUCUGGGAGAUUCUCUCUCGCCAGCACGUCUGCCCUCCUGAUGAGCCCUUUUUUGUAACACUGGCUCAGCUUGUUCACAAGCAUCGACGCCCUCAUCCACUGCGAGGCUGCCCUUUCUUUGUCGUGCGUCUUCUUGAAAGGUUGUACAUUUCUCUCCCAGUCUUCCUUUUUUCAUUGAUCAACGCUCACACUUCCCUAACCGUACUCCAGGUCUUGGUCCGAAGAUCCGGAAAAGCGUCCAAGAAUGAGCGAGAUUACAUUAGGACUCAAAUUGUUGAUCCGGGUAUGAUAUCCAAACCCUUGGUUAUUCCGCCUCUGCCUCCCGAUUUCAGUCUGAGUCCAACAGCUGGGCAUACCUCUGAUGAGCAGUGGGAGGAGGAAGAAGAUAUCACUGAUUCUGCUCCCCAGUCUACUUGGAUGGAAGAUUGUCCGGCACAAGAAUUGGAGCUCCUGUCCCCUUCACCGGUUCUGUUGAAACCCCUCGAGCUCUCCAUAGUUUGCGAUGACUCGGAUAUUGAAAAGAGCGUCUACUCUCCGCUCAGAUCGUAUGAUAGAUUGCGACGGGAUUAUGUUAAGCGUUUCCGGUUUGAACGAAUCGAGCCAGAAAAGUUCCUCUCCCACGGUUCUUCCGGAGCCGUGUGGGCGGCAAAGUAUCCGGCUCAUGAAAAGGAUGGAAAAAAAGAGGUGGCUGCGAAGGUUUUCUACAACUACUACGAAGAUGACUCAGACGAUUUGUACCUCCUCCACAAGCAGAGAGAUCGUGAAGUUAAUUUGCGACCUCCAGGACUGCAUCCCAACAUAGUUCCCAUUCUCGCUGAUUUUUUUGAUCGCACACCUCCCGUCCGAACGGUGGGAGAAGGUGGAAGUGAGGCGAGAUUUGAAGCAUCUCUCGAGGAUUUUUUGGAAGCAAAAUGGGAACCGACUACUGAUUUUUCAUCUACAGUUUCUAGUCCAUACGAAACUCCAACUGGAAGUCCUUCUGAUAAUCCCACGACUUCUCAACGCUCUAACGUGGAGCUUUCUCCCUUUCUUAUACCUAUUGAAGAGGCCGUUGGUAUGACUGUUCAGAUGGUUGAAGCAGUGGUUCGACUUCAGCGCUAUCGUAUCGCUCAUCGAGACAUCAGACCAUCAAAUUUUCUUGUUAAAAGCAGGCGUCUUCCGAAGGGAGUAUGCUUUUUGAACAGGCAAAUGGUGGAAGCAAUUAACACACGUGUGCAAGUCGCACUGACCGACUUCGGUUGCGCUAUUCGAACGGUUGACCACGCCGCCGGUCGUGAUUGUGCUAACAUCUCACACAGCGGAAACACCGCCCUCUGGGCGCCCGAGGUGGCUGUGCACUUCUCCAGGUCCCAAAACUCCGAUCUACAAUGCACCCAUCCAUCUCUCUAUUAUUGCGCAGACCUCUGGGCUAUCGCCACCAUAGUCUAUCAACUCUUUAAUCUCCCCAAUCCCUUCUUAUCGGGUGAGCUACUCUCUGAGAAUUACGUAGAAUCAGCAUUACCCGAGUUGCCCAGUGCUGCGCCCGGCGUGCUGACCUGGAUGCUGCGCUCUUGUUUGCGGCGUAGCCCCUCUGCUCGUCCUCCAGCCUGCCUUGUCGCAGACGUCCUACACACCUGGUGCAUUCUAUCUAACCUCAAACGACUCCUUUGUCCGUCUCAAUUUGAAAGGGUUGUUCCGAAAAUACCGAUACCAGUGGAAGUCCCGGAAAAUUCGAACAGUGAGGAGAUUUGGCUCAUUGUGGAGUCGGCGGAAGUGUGGUUUUCGCACCUCUUAAAGGAGCUAAGCGAAACGUUGCGGCAGAAGCUGCGCCAACUGAUUCAACUCGCUUGGGCAGUGGAUUGGCUCCUCGGAGCGGCCAAAUUCAUGGGACUGCGCCAGCUCUUUUACGAGCGUUUUAAAAUAGAACAGUUUGCUUUCUGUGUGGCCUUUGUUCAGUUUGUUGAUAAGAUAUAA